AUGAAUCUUAAACAAUUAUCUAAAAACAAUGACUAUGAUAAUAAAAUUAAAACUAGCUUUAAAAUUAAUAUUAGUAAUAAUCAAAAUAAUGAUGCCUUUGACUUUUUUAAUAGUAAUUAUAAUAUAAUUUUACUUGAACAAAUACUUUUAACUAGUAAUAAUAUAGCUAUAAUAAAUAAUAAUUCUUUUAACUUUCUUAAUGGUAGUUGUAAUAUAAUUUUAUCUAAACAAAAAGCAUCUUCAAUCAAUAAUAAUAUAGUUAUAAUAGAUGAUGAGUCUUUUGAUCUGUUUAAUAAUAGUUAUAAUAUAACUUUAUCUGAACAAGCAUCUUCGACUAAUAACAAUCUUGUUAUGAUCAAAAAAGAUAUAUAG
Messenger RNA from Racocetra persica, 372 nucleotides. Lineage: Eukaryota; Fungi; Glomeromycota; Glomeromycetes; Diversisporales; Gigasporaceae. The record is from the annotation of a GenBank genome assembly.